AUGGAGCCGAAGGAACUCAACAACAAGAAAGACGGAUGGUACGACAAGAGACAGCCAAGGUAUAAGUGGCACUAUUUCAAAAGUCUCAUUUUCCUCUUCUUGGCCGUUAACGUCGACGUCGUAAUGCCCGAUAUCUCGAAAAACAAUACCAACAACAACAACCAAUCGUACUCCAGCCAUCCUGAAAUACUGAUAAAGCAGAAUCAGGAAAUCGACAACAACAUCCGCCAGAAUCCGGCGCAGAUUCCCAACAUUCCCGCAUUCUACCGCCAGGAUAUCCCUGCGCUGAUGGCACGUCCAGCUAAUCCGUUCUUGAAUUAA
Molecule: messenger RNA, 321 nt
Organism: Cylicocyclus nassatus
Lineage: Eukaryota; Metazoa; Nematoda; Chromadorea; Rhabditida; Strongylidae
Source: the annotation of a GenBank genome assembly